Messenger RNA from Oncorhynchus kisutch (coho salmon), 5865 nucleotides. Its product is annotated as phosphatidylinositol 3,4,5-trisphosphate-dependent Rac exchanger 1 protein. NCBI's taxonomy places the organism in Eukaryota, Metazoa, Chordata, Actinopteri, Salmoniformes, Salmonidae. The record is from RefSeq and is a predicted model, not a curated record. Gene Ontology annotation, molecular function: protein binding; GTPase activator activity; guanyl-nucleotide exchange factor activity. Gene Ontology annotation, cellular component: plasma membrane. Bases 1233 to 5732 code for a protein of 1499 amino acids. Gene Ontology annotation, biological process: positive regulation of GTPase activity; regulation of signaling; G protein-coupled receptor signaling pathway. The transcript is spliced from 41 exons.
UUAGUCCCAACAGAAGCUGAGAAGAGGACAACAGGCACUUUUCAGACUGCCUUCUGCGGAACUAGUACUGAUUACAUCGUGUGUUGUCUCCUCAACUAACCAACCUGAGAGCUUGUGUUUUAGCUCUCCUCUGAUAGUUCAUGAGCUGUACGAUUGUUAUCUGAAGUUGUCUUUUCUUGUCCGGGAAUCGGAUCAAUCAAAUCGAUCUGGAGUCGUUCGUCAUUUAUUGUGGCUUCAGUCUUUUCAAGAAACAACAAAAAAGUUCAUCAAGACGUGUGCUUUUGUUUUAAUACUUUUGGUUAAGUUCAUGUAAAGCAUAUUGCGCAUCCGUGUUUGGGGUUUGAAAAUACGGUGUUGCAAAAUGGACUUAAACUGCAACUAACUCGGGAUACUUUUGCAGUGACCCAAGUAUAAAGAAUAACUGAAAGACUUGUUUUCCCGUACUUUUUUGGAUAAAGAUCAAUCAUGGAAGAGGGGCAACAGAACCGCGUCCUCCACAGCACCAAAGAGUCGGACCGCGAGCAACGCUUGAGGCUCUGUGUUUUACAUGAAAUCUUGAACACCGAGAGGGAUUACGUUCGGGUAUUGCUUUUCCUUCAGUCGGCCUGGGCCCGUAUCCACAAUGGCUGAGCGGCCCCUUCUGUGACUUCUGCUUUUCCCCUUCAGGCCUGGGCCCGUAUCCACAAUGGCUGAGCGGCCCCUUCUGUGACUUCUGCUUUACCCCUUCAGGCCUGGGCUCGUAUCCACAACGGCUGAGCGGCCCCUUUUGUGACUUCUGCUUUUCCCCUUCAGGCCUGGGCCCGUAUCCACAACGGCUGAGCGGCCCCUUCUGUGACUUCUGCUUUUCCCCUUCAGGCCUGGGCCCGUAUCCACAAUGGCUCAGCGGCCCCUUCUGUGACUUCUGCUUUUCCCCUUCAGGCCUGGGCCCGUAUCCACAACGGCUGAGCGGCCCCUUUUGUGACUUCGGCUUUUCCCCUUCAGCCUUUCUGCACAGAAUCCGACAAACUGCAGAGGAGCAACAGUGUCUGUCACCUGAGCAUGUCAAGACCCUGUUUUCCAACAUCGAGUCCAUCCUGGACGUUCACAAAGAGGUUCUGUCUGCAGUGGAGGCCAGCCUGCAGCCGGAGCCGCAGCCUGGGCACGGCCUUGGACAUGUCUUCCUCCAGUUUAAGGGGCGGUUCUCUGUGUAUGGGGAGUACUGCAGUAACAACGAGAAGGCCCUGCGGCUGCUGAUGGAGCUCAACAAGAUCCCCGAAAUCAGGACCUUCCUCCUGCACUGUAUGCUGUUGGGAGGGAAGAAGAGCACAGACAUUCCCCUGGAGGGGCACCUGCUAUCACCCAUUCAGAGAAUCUGCAAGUACCCCCUCUUACUGAAGGAGCUGCUGAAGCGGACACCCAAGAAGCACUCGGACUACCCUGCGGUGGAGGAGGCCCUGCAGGCCAUGAAGGCAGUGUGCUCCAACAUCAACGAGACCAAGAGGCAGAUGGAGAAACUGGAGGCCCUGGAGCAGCUACAGUCGCACAUCGAGGGCUGGGAGGGCACCAAUCUGACUGACAUCUGCACCGAGCUGCUGCUCCACGGCAACCUGCUCAAGAUCUCCGCCGGCAACAUCCAAGAGAGAGUCUUCUUCCUGUUUGACAACCUCCUGGUCUACUGCAAGAGGAAGUCCAGGGUAACUGGGAAGAAAUCCACAAAGAGGACCAAGUCCAUCAAUGGCCCCCUGUACGUGUUCAGAGGAAGAAUCAACACAGAGGUGAUGGAAGUGGAAAACGUUGAGGAUGGAACAGCUGACUACCACAGCAACAACUACACAGUGACCAACGGCUGGAAGCUCCACAACACGGCCAAGAACAAGUGGUUCGUCUGCAUGGCCAAGAACGCAGAGGACAAGCAGAAGUGGCUCGACGCUAUCUUGAGGGAACGAGAGCAGAGAGAGAGUCUGAAGCUUGGGAUGGAGCGGGAUGCCUACGUUAUGAUCGCCAAGAAAGGCGAGAAGCUCUACCAUAUGAUGAUGACCAAGAGCCGCCACCUGAUCAAGGACCGGCGCCGAAAGCUGACUACCGUGCCCAAGUGCUUCAUGGGAAAUGAGUUUGUGUCGUGGCUGAUGGAGAGUGGAGAGAUCAGCACGCCAGACGAGGGGGUCAACUUGGGUCAAGCUCUGCUGGAGAACGGAAUCAUCCACCAUGUGUCAGACAAGCACCAGUUCAAGAACGAGCCGGUGUUUUACCGUUUCCGCUACGAUGACGGCACCUACAAGGCCAGGAGCGAGAUGGAGGACAUCAUGUCAAAGGGCGUGAGGCUUUACUGUCGUCUGCACAGCCUGUAUACCCCUGUCGCCAAGGAUAGAGACUAUCAUUUAAAAACCUUCAAGUCUGUGUUGCCUGCCAGCAAACUUGUGGACUGGCUCUUGUCACAGGGUGAUUGUUCCACACGUGAGGAAGCGGUGACAAUGGGAGUCGGACUGUGCAACAAUGGCUUCAUGCACCAUGUUCUGGAGAAGACCGAGUUCAAAGACGAGUCGCAGUUCUUUCGUUUCUACGCCGACGAGGAGAUGGAGGGUACCAACUCCAAGAGCAAGCAGCUGCAACGCAACGACUUUAAGCUCAUCGAGAACAUCCUGGUCAAGUCCCUAGUGAUCCACCCGGAGGAGGAAGACUACGGCUUUGAGAUUGAGGAGAAGAACAAGGCCAUCGUGGUGAGGUCUGUCACCAGGGGCUCUCACGCUGAGAUGGCGGGGCUGCAGGAGGGCAGGAAGAUCUUCACCAUCAACGAGGACCUGGUGUUUCUCAGGCCCUUCCAGGAGGUGGAGACCAUGAUCAGCCAGGCCUUCUGCAUCCGCCGCUCCUUACGCCUGCUGGUCAACACCAAGGCCAAGGAGAUUGUGAAGAUUCCAGACACUCCCUAUGCCCUGUCCUUCAAACUCAGUGGCUCUGCCCCACCUCAUGUACACGCAGUAAGGAAAGGGUCGGAGGCGGCGGUGGCAGGCCUCCAGCCAGGUCAGUGCAUCCUGAAGGUGAAUGGCAACAACAUGAACCAUAGCGACUACCAGGAGGUCCUGGAGCACUUCACCUCCCACCACGACCAGCAGGAUCAUCCCGACAUGUGUCAGUGGGUGUACCGUGCGUUUGAGGACGUGGAGGAGGAGAGGGGCUCGUUCAAGGCCUGCACAGAAGAGAAAUGCUCAGACAUAGAUGAGGAGCACGGCAGGAACGGAACAGACUACAGGGGGGGCCUGAGCCAGCUGUCUCUGUCUGAUGACACGGUGCCCCUGGUGAGCAUGACGGUGGACAACGUGCACCUGGAGCACGGUGUGGUGUACGAGUAUGUCAGUACAGCUGGCAUCAAGUGCCACGUCCUGGAGAAGAUGGUGGAGCCCAAGGGCUGCUUCAGCCUUACUGCGAAGAUCCUGGAGGCCUUUGCAAGAGACGACAGUCAUUUUGUGCGUAACUGCAGCCAGCUGAUCUCGCAGAGUGACCGUGUGAUGUCCAUGCCCCAAUUUGAGUUCAGGAACAUCUGUGAUACCAAGCUGGAGAGCAUCCGCCGGCGAAUCAGCAGAUACCAGCAGUUUGCCCAGGAGCUGAGGAGAAAGGCGUGCCCCACAUUCAAGCAGGCAGGCGUACUGACCCACCCACUGGGCUGCAUGGACUUUGUGCCCACCAACUGCCACGUCAACCUGAUGCAGGUGUCCCACCCCAAGACCACCAUGGUGUCCGGCAGGGCCUUCAGCUUCCGCUUCGGACGCAAGAACUCCUUCUACGGCCUGGACCCCAACCAAGCUAACCUGUCUCGCAUGUCUCACACCCAACACUGUGUGACUAGCAUGGGUGCCCCGUCUUACAGCUGCAGCGAUCUCGGGGAGGAGGGGGAUGGUGAGGAGGACAUCGAGGGCUCUGGAGAGGGCAUCCCAGACAGGAUGCAGCAAGCCAACAGGGGGAAUGGCCUCAGCUUCCUGCUCAAACAGGAGGACAUGGAGAUCCAGGAAGCCUACAUCUGCCUCUACAACCGCCUGAACAUCGCCGUGCAAGAGAUGAGGCAGUACGUCACCCAGAUAGACGUCCUCCUUUUGUCCAUCACGGAGCCCACCCAGCCGCAGGGCAGCGAGUCCCCAGCCUACGAGGCCAUUCAGCCCCCUUCCAUGACCCCCGAAGAGGGGGACCAGGAAAAGGCGGAGCACGGGGGCAUCAAGAGGGUCUGCUUCAUGGUGACGGAAGAGGACCAAGGGGACUCGGGCCAAGACACCAUGAGCUACAGGGACUCCUACAGUGAAUGUAACAGUAACAGGGAUUCCGUCUUGUCAUACACAAGUGUACGUAGCAACAGCUCUUACCUGGGGAGUGACGAGAUGGGUUCAGGUGAUGAGCUGCCCUGUGACAUGAGCAUUCCCUCUGACAAGCAGGACAAGCUGCACGGCUGUCUGGAGCACCUUUUCAACCAGGUGGACUCCAUCAACAGCCUGCUCAAAGGGCCCGUCAUGACCAAGGCCUGCGAGGAGACCAAGCACUUUCACCCUGACCACACUAAGCCAGAGUUCCGUCACACUGAAGACUGGAUGGUGCACUGUCACAUCAUCCACAAGAACAUCCAGGAGGACCCUUGGAACCUGCCCAGCUCAAUUAAGACACUGGUGGAGAGCCUGCAACGAUUUGUGGAUGAUGGGAAGAACCAGGUGCUUCUGGCUCUGCUCAAAUGUACAGAUACGGCUCUGCAGCUGCAGCGGGACAUGAUCUUCUGCCAGAGUGCGGUGAGCGCUGUGUGCACACUGGCCGAGCAGCUCCUGGCGGCGCUGCGGGCGCACUUCAACAACGCUGGCGAGUACGAGGAAGACUGCAAGGACACGAGCCGUAAGUGGCUGGAGCAGGCGGCCGCCAUCGGCGUGCUGCUCAACUUCCAGGCAACGCUGGCGCCCCACGUGAAGGAGGAGAGGACAAUGCUGGAGGAUACCCAGGCAGCCCUGUUGGACCUGGACAAAGUCACUGUGUUCUUCCGCCAGCUGGAAGAUGAAUGCCUGGUUGUAAACACGCCGGUGUGUUACCACGUGGAGGGCACCCGGCAGGCCCUGAGGGUCACCAUGUACCUGGACAGCUGCCACUUCAGUGAGCUCCCCAUGCGCCUGCAGAAUGGGGGCAGCCUCAAACUGCACACUGUACUCUUCACCAGCGCCCUGGAGAGGCCAGAGGGAGUGUCCGAGCAGGCCUACGUGUCCAUAGAAGAGUUCCAGCAACGCACCAACGCCGUCGCACUGGAAAGGGUCAAAGCCUACUACCGAAAACUCAGGGCUUUUUACCUGGAGAAGUCAAAUCUUCCCACCGACUCCAACACCACAGCUAAGAAGAUAGACCAGCUCCUCAGACCCCUCAACACUCUGGACGACCUGUGUCGUCUGAUGCAGUCAUAUGUCAACGUGCAUCCCAAUGCCGCAGGCCACCCCUCUGGCGUCAGCGUCCUGUGUGUGUCCUCCGAGCUGUGCAACCGCCUGGGCGCCUGCCAUAUCACCAUGUGUGCUACUGGCAUGCAAAGGUGCACCCUGAGCGUGACCCUUGAUCAGGCUAUGAUCCUGGCGCGGAACCACGGCCUCAUGCCCCGCUGCAUCAUGCAGACCAUGGACAUCAUGCGCAAACAGGGCACCAGGGUAGAGAUCUCGGCUAAAAACCUCAAAGUGAUGGACCAGAUGCCGCCCGCAGCCCCAAGGCUCUUCAAGUUGUGUCUGCCACCCGAAGACGGAGAUCUAUAAGAGACUAAGCAUCGCUGUGUUUUUAUUCCGCUCUGCUCAUUUAUUUAGCCAAGAUGGUCCACUCAGUAACAAUUGUCAGUGUUUUCCAGGGAGUCCUGGGUUCCAUAGAAUCAAUAAAAACAUGUACAGCAUA